Messenger RNA from Amblyraja radiata (thorny skate), 743 nucleotides. RefSeq names its product NXPE family member 3-like. The record is from RefSeq and is a predicted model, not a curated record. Lineage: Eukaryota; Metazoa; Chordata; Chondrichthyes; Rajiformes; Rajidae. Bases 1 to 702 code for a protein of 233 amino acids. The transcript has a single exon.
AUGCAGUAUGGCUAUCAGACUCAUAGUUUCACCCUUGAAGAACGAACAGAGGGGACAGUACUGAUGAAAAUGAUUGAAUGGCCAAAGACUCCCGAUACCAGUGUGCCCUUUAGGAAAAGCAGCGACCCAUUGCAUACUUGCUUUAUCAUUUUAAAUCCUGAGAAGACUUUCCACGUUGGAGAUAAAUUGCGGGUGUUGCUGCGAAUGUUUGACUAUGACGGAAAUCCAAAACAAUAUGGAGGUGACUAUCUGCAAGCGCGGAUUCACACCCCAGAGGUAAAGGCUGGUUCAGCAGGGACAGUUAUAGAUAACCAAAAUGGAUAUUAUUACAUUAAUUUUACUUUAUCCUGGCCGGGAAAAGUCCAAGUGUCAGUUUCCCUCGUUCAUCCCAGUGAAGGGGUCAAAGUACUAAAACGGCUGCGUGAAGAACGACCAGAUCGAAUUUAUAUGCAAAGCACUUUCAAAGCUGGAGCAAUUUCAAAGACUACUGUUUGCAAUCUGUUUUUAACUCCAACUAAACCACUAUGUAACUUUACUGAUAUCAGGACAGGAGAGCCUUGGUUCUGUUACAAACCAGAAAAUCUUCCGUGUUCUACUCGAAUCAAUCAUGCUCGAGGUGGAGUUAUAAGGGAUGUUUUAAUUGGAGAAGAGAGGGUUUUUUUCCAAAGGUAUUCCACCUACAUUUUAUCUUUUAUAUUUUGAUAUUUCCAUUUAGUGUUUUCUGUUUUUAUUUCAGAUAUCUA